AUGUGGCAGGCUGGAAAGAGACAAGCCUCAAAAGCCUUCAACCUCUAUGCUAAUAUUGAUAUCCUCCGGCCCUACUUUGACGUUGAGCCAAACCAAGUUCGGAACAGAUUGCUGGAAUCCAUGAUACCUGUCAAGAUGAUCAAUUUUCCCCAGAAGAUAGCUGGUGAGCUUUAUGGUCCUCUCAUGCUAGUCUUUACGCUGGUGGCUAUUUUGUUGCAUGGAAUGAAGACAUCAGAUACUAUCAUUAGGGAAGGUACAUUGAUGGGCACAGCAAUUGGCACCUGCUUUGGUUACUGGAUAGGUGUCUCCUCCUUCAUAUAUUUCUUGGCAUACCUAUGCAAUGCUCAGAUCACCAUGGUCCAAAUGUUGUCACUCCUGGGUUAUGGACUUUUUGGACACUGCAUCACCCUCUUUGUCACCUACAAUAUCCAUCUUCACUCCCUUUUUUAUAUUUUCUGGCUGGGAAUUGGUGGCCUCUCCACACUACGAAUGGUUGCUGUGUUGGUAUCACGCACGGUGGGACAUACCCAGCGACUCAUCUUGUGUGGAGCACUUGCUAUCCUGCACAUGCUCUUCCUUCUUUACCUGCACUUUGCUUAUCAUAAGGUCGUGGAAGGCAUCCUGGACACAUUGGAAAGACCCAACAUUCCUCCCUUUCAGAGAGUUGCCAGAGACAUUCCAGCCAUUUCUUCUGCUGUAAUGAACAUAACAUACAAAGCAGUUGCUGCAUAGAUCUAGCCUUACAGACUGGUAUGCUCACCCUGUCAUCCAUUUGCUGCUGUUACCACAAUAAAUGGACAAAGUAACAGCAGUAGUAAUUGGCUUAUCCACAGAUUUGCUUUUGGAAGUGAAGUCAGAAGACUCCAAGGACAUUUCAGAAGAGCUGCCUCUGUCCAACUUUGGCCAAAGUGGAUUGGAUAGAGCCUUCCUAAUGGGCCCUGUAUAUUUAACUGGGAUUGCAUAAGUCACCAUUUUCCUCCGUAUAUUCUUUGUGCUUGCUUUUGUCUUUUUAGACUAUGUGUAUCUUCUUUCUCAAGGGAAGAAUUAAAUUAAAUGGAUAUUGGUU
Messenger RNA from Protobothrops mucrosquamatus (brown spotted pit viper), 1066 nucleotides. It is a transcript of the gene YIPF3, whose product is annotated as Yip1 domain family member 3. The record is from RefSeq and is a predicted model, not a curated record. NCBI's taxonomy places the organism in Eukaryota, Metazoa, Chordata, Lepidosauria, Squamata, Viperidae. Gene Ontology annotation, cellular component: Golgi apparatus.